Paramuricea clavata is the source of this 234-nucleotide messenger RNA. The record is from the annotation of a GenBank genome assembly. NCBI's taxonomy places the organism in Eukaryota, Metazoa, Cnidaria, Anthozoa, Malacalcyonacea, Plexauridae.
AUGGAAUGUGAUGGAGAAAAUUCAGAUAUGGUGCAGUUGUUUUGGGAAUGUUUCAGUGAAAUCUUGAAAAAGGAAAGUGGCAACAACGACUACCAAUUCAAUCCUCGUGGUUGGAUAACAGACAUGGCUUGCAGUAACGUUGAAGGCUUGAAGAGAGUUUUCGGACCGGAUGUUGUUGGGCGAAUUAAGUUGUGUGAAUUUCACUUCAAAGAAUGUCGUAAUCAUCAGUCAUGA